This is a messenger RNA of Penicillium cataractarum, 1017 nucleotides long. RefSeq names its product S-methyl-5-thioadenosine phosphorylase. Gene Ontology annotation, molecular function: S-methyl-5-thioadenosine phosphorylase activity. Gene Ontology annotation, biological process: nucleoside metabolic process. NCBI's taxonomy places the organism in Eukaryota, Fungi, Ascomycota, Eurotiomycetes, Eurotiales, Aspergillaceae. The transcript is spliced from 3 exons. Bases 1 to 1017 code for a protein of 338 amino acids. Gene Ontology annotation, cellular component: cytosol. The record is from RefSeq and is a predicted model, not a curated record.
AUGCGCUGGGUCGCCGGCUUUCGCCAACUUUCCUCCAUAUCCAAACCCUUCAUACGAAUUGAGACUGCGAAGCAAUUAGCACGCAGAAUGGCCGCUCUUCCCUCCACCUACGAUGAGCCCGUCUCAAUCGCUGUCAUCGGCGGCACUGGCCUUCGCGAGCUUCCUGGAUUCACCCAGGUCGCUUCGCUGAACGUCUCGACCCCCUGGGGCGAGCCUUCCUCCCCGAUUACUAUCCUCCACCACCAGUGCAAGCACAACAACAAGACCGUUGCCGUCGCGUUCCUGAGCCGUCACGGCCUCCACCACCAGAUUGCCCCUCACGAGGUGCCCGCUCGCGCCAACAUCGCUGCUCUGCGCUCCAUUGGUGUCCGUAGCAUCAUUGCUUUCUCUGCUGUUGGCAGUCUGCAAGAGGCUAUCAAGCCCCGCGACUUCGUUAUCCCUGAUCAGAUCAUCGACCGCACCAAGGGUGUCCGCCCAUGGACCUACUUCGAGGGUGGUGUUGUCGCUCACGUUCCCUUCGGUGACCCCUUCGAUGAGGGUAUCGCCAAGGUUGUCCGUGAGUGCGGACACAGCUUGGAGGGCGAGGGUGUCGUCCUGCACGACAAGGGCACCAUUAUCUGCAUGGAGGGCCCUCAAUUCUCCACCCGUGCCGAGAGCAACAUGUACCGCUCCUGGGGCGGUAGCGUGAUCAACAUGUCCGUCCUCCCCGAGGCCAAGCUGGCCCGCGAGGCCGAGAUCGCCUACCAGAUGAUCUGCAUGUCCACCGACUACGACUGCUGGCACGAUUCCGCCGACGUCACCGUCGAGAUGGUCAUGGCCAACAUGAAGUCCAACGCGGCCAACGCCCGCCACUUCGUGACUGCCGUCCUCGAUGCGCUGGCCGCUGACGAGCACGCUGACCUGGUCAACGCCAAGCACCUGGCUGGCUCUAUCAAGUUUGGUGUCAGCACUCCCCAGACGAGCUGGAGCCCCGAGGCUAAGAAGAAGCUGGACUGGCUGUUCCCCGGCUACUUCUAG